Haplochromis burtoni (Burton's mouthbrooder) is the source of this 3607-nucleotide messenger RNA. RefSeq lists its product as uncharacterized. Gene Ontology annotation, molecular function: nucleic acid binding. The transcript is spliced from 2 exons. The coding region runs from base 1530 to 2387 and encodes 285 amino acids. The record is from RefSeq and is a predicted model, not a curated record. NCBI's taxonomy places the organism in Eukaryota, Metazoa, Chordata, Actinopteri, Cichliformes, Cichlidae.
GUUCAAGUAAUCCAGGACUACACCCACUGCUUCCCAGAAAUGUGAACAUAUCAUCUCAUACUUUCCUCUGCAUUUUUUUGAAUUUCUUUUUUUUCCUUCCACAGCUCUAGUCCUCUACCCUCCUCUGCCCUGGCCUACUCACCCCUUCCGGGUGGAUAAUAGAGGGCUGAGAGCAACAGCUGCACUCUCAGUGCCCCAGGAGGAAGCAUAGAAAGGGUGGGUCUGCAGGAGAAAGGGGCAGUGAAAAGGAACUAAGAAGCUGAAAAUAAAUUCUUUCCACAUGAGUAAGGGAUGGGGGAUGGAGUCAGUCAAAAGGUCGUUGAGGUCACACGUCACCUGCAAAAACUACCACGCCCACUGGAGAAGAUGUGAAAAUAGCAGGAUAAUGUUAAUUACUGAGGGGGUCAAAUAAGCAGGAACUCAAUUUUACAUUUAUGUAAAACAACAAAACACCUUCAGUGUUUUAAAAUGGGAGACUGAAUUUAAAAGAGUUUGUCACACUUGAAGACGCUACAUCCGGAUCAACAGAAUUAACUUUCUGUGAUAUCCUUACCUGAAUAAUUGGGCAUGCAUCAAGAUGCAUAUUCACAAUAAUCAUGUGAUUACAGUUUUUCUCCAUUGGUUUGGCUCAUUUCUUGAAACCGAAAUUACAUUCUCAAAAUAACAUGGACAAACCUCCAAACCUCUUGGCAAAUGUUCACAACAGAAUGGCAUUUCUCAUUCAUUUUAUCAAAUGGCAAAUGCCUUAGUACAUGUCUCAAUUGUCUCAGUGCAUCUUUGCAAAUGAUUAAGUACAAGUAGCCUACAGUUAUACAGCUAGCCCACAUUUAGCACAUUUUCCAAAUGAAUAGAUCUUGUAGAUCUAAACUGAUUAGUUGAUUCUCAGUCUAAUGAUCAUUCCCUCCAAAACAUGUCAGCAUGAUUUCAUUGUGUAAGUACUCGCAUGCACAACUGUCUGUUCAAUUGUCAAAAUUGGUCAAGAACAUAAUACCAUGAAUACCAUAUAUGAAUUUCUUUGAAUAUUUGAUAAAUUGAUGACAGUCAUUGACAGUCAGGUGAAACUAGACUAACGAAGGGGGAGUGUCACACACAGGUGUGUUCCAUGAUUGUGUGCUGCCAAACACAGAUAUAUAGAGCCUGACCAGAGCCAGUCCGAUCUCUGAACAUGGAUAGACAAGGCCAAGCAAACGGACAAGGGGAAGCUCUUCCUCAAGGAAGAGGAGGAAGAAGAAGAAGAAUAGGAGGAGGACUGAGAAUGCGUGGUGGAGGAAUAGGGGGAAGAGGCUGAGGUGCGCGAAGACACUGUGCUGUCCCGAAUGAAAUUCGGGCCACAAUUAUAGACCAUGUCAUAAACCAUGGCCUCACAAUGGCAGAGGCAGGUCGUCGAGUGCAGCCUAAUGUGCCUCGCUCUACAGUCUCCUCCAUCAUCCAAACCUUUCGCAGGGAAAACAGGUAUGUACUCUAUGUAAUCUAUGAUGGAGUUAUAUGUUGUAUAGGACAGGGCACUGUGCGUGCAAGAGAUUUGUAACAUGGUGAUAGCAAAUAAUGCCAUCACAUUGAGACAGAUCCAUGAUGCCAUCCUUCAGGACAAUCAUAUAUUCCAGAAUAUAAACACAAUAAGCAUCUCCACAAGAAACCGGGUUUUGAAGAAGCAUCAGAUGACAAUGAAACAAAUCUACAGGGUACCAUUUGAGAGGAACUCUGACAGAGUGAAGGAGCUGCGCUACCAGUAUGUAAAUAGAAUAAUGGCAUUGGAAGGACACGAGACCCCUCACAUCCUGGUGUUCGUGGAUGAAGCUGGCUUCAACCUGGCCAAGGGCCGAAGACAUGGCCGUAAUAUUAUUGGCCACCGGGCCACAGUGGAUGCCCCAGGUCAGCGAGGGGGCAAUAUAACUAUGUGUGCUGCCAUUUCUGAAAAUGGUGUGGCCAGUCGCAUCCCCAGUCUUGGCCCAUACAACACACACAAGCUCCUCAUCUUCUUGGAUUGCCUUUAUACCAAUUUUAUCCCUGAAAAUGAGAGAGGUCUCAUAGGGCCUCACCUACCCAUUUAUGUAAUUGUGUGGGACAAUGUCAAUUUCCACCAUAGCCCACUCAUUAGGGGCUGGUUUGCAAUGCAUCCAAGGAUGGUCAUGGGGUUCCUACCACCUUACUCUCCUUUCCUCAAUCCGAUAGAGGAGUUUUUCUCUGCUUGGAGGUGGAGAGUGUAUGAGCAUCAUGCUCAGGAUCAGCCGUCCCUGCUCCAUGCUAUGGACGCUGUUUGUGACAGCAGCAGAAUAAAAGCACGUAUACAAAUAGAACAGGACACAGAACAGAAACACACAACUUUUACAGAAAAAAUAUUUACAUCAUGGACAAUAGUUACAAAAACAGAGUUAUUAAGAUUAUAGUUUUUUUUUCCAAUUUUAAUAUUUCAUUCAUGAGUUCAUGAGCCUGUAAAUUACAGAUUGUCUAGUUAGCUACAGGAAACAAAAAGAAGUUUGAUCAAAUCUUAUUGUAUUCUUUAUUGCUACAAGAUCUAUGUAACCCCACUUCCUUGCUAGGCACAGGGCAUGAAUUUUUACAAAGGCCGUAUGGGGUGCCAAAAGGAGGAGGAGCCAUAAAGAAUGGAUGAAAGAGAUGAGGUGGGGGAGAAGUGGGGCUGUGACUGACAAGAACCCCCAACCUUUAAUGAAAAGCUGAUUUCAUGCUGAGAGAACAGAGUAAGGAAACACUUGAAACCUGUGAAUGUUCCAAGUGUUGUGUGAGUUUGUGUAACCUUAAGUGUGUAGGAGGAACUGGAAGUGUUGGCCAAGCCUGUGAAAGGUGUUAAAUGUUUUUCUUUUCUUUUUUUUAUUCUGUGAAAUAGGGGGGAUUAGAGCAGGACAAUGCAGAAUAGUGAGCCAUUGUUUUCCAUUCCCUGCUCUUUUUACCCCCCCCGCGCCAGAGGAAAUAUGGUACAACCUCGAUAUUUAUUUGCAUACAUAUAUGGUGUGAACUGAUCUACUCUACAAGCUUGUGAGCAAACACAAACACAAGCUUGUGCCAGAAAUGUCUUUUCUGGUCACAUGCUUGUCCAUGUCCUCAUAUUUCACAUAUUUCAGCAAGGCAAAUCAAAAGCAGAGACCAAUAAAUACAUAUCAACAAAAACAGUUUUUAAAAAUUUCUGCUUUUCAAGUUUAUAAAAAUAAAAAUUGAGUUCAGCCUAUUUAAUAUUUUUAAUUAAACACAAUAUUAGAUUUUACAGUGAAGGACAUACUCAGGCCAUAAAGAGCCACUUGUACAUCUCAUGCACAAAUCAUUGGAAAUUGACAUUUAUCACAAUAGCCAACAUUCUGUCCAUAUGACAAGUAGACUGAACAUACUGUUCUUAACUAAUUUGGGCUCUGUUGAUGUAAUAAAAAAGAUGUAAUAUGGCUAGCAAUUUCAGUAGAGUCAAACAGUGUGCGUGUCACCCCCUAGGGGUUGGUAUGAGUGUCUCUGAUGCAUUCACAUAUGCUACUUGUUUGUUUGUGAGUCUGAAACUAAGUAAUCCUCACUCUCCCUCUUUCUCUAUGCUCACAGAGCCUGUAUUAACAUUAGCGGGACUUAUCUCCUCCAGUAGCUAACUUAUUACUCUUCUGUUUGUUAC